AUGCUCUUCCUGACUCGCUCUGACCCAGAGCUGCUGCGAAGCCUUUGCCAUAAGUGGGCAAUCCGCUUUUCCAAGGACAGGGCCACCCUGGUGGCUCGGUUACGGCGACGCGUGCGAAAUUCGCUGGGCCUUCCUCCUGCUUCUGUUAGCUCUGCGGAUAGCCCAACCAACCUCCACCCGGGUCCCAAAUUGUGCGACCCAGAUGAAUGUGUGGAACACUUUCUCCGGCUUGUUAAUACGCUUGUGCCAAUGUACUUUUCUUGGAACUGGCAUCGCACUGAGGAUGUGAUUAACAUCAACAAGGAGUAUGAGCUUUACGUUAGGCAUAAUAUACUACCCAUGUGCAUGGCAACGGAUCCUGAGGAGGCGUCGGAUGGGGAGGAAAGCUUCUCUCUGUUUCCACCUCACCCCUCUUCUUGUGCUAGUGAAAAAUUUUUUGACCCUGUAGCUCUAGUCCCAUGUAGGCAACCAGGCGAUGAAACGAAACACGGCCCUUUGGAUUCCCCCCUGCCCAGCUUUGCAUCAAUUGGAAACCUUUUGGGGCGUAUUAAAAGUUCACCCCAUGGACUGGUGCUAAUUUUUCACGCUAGAUUUUCUGCGAAGAGCUGCAUGGCCAUGUCUAUUUUUCAGAGUAUCCUCCAACGCCAGUUGCUGAAUCCUCAACCCUCUGUUUCUGUUGUACACGUUGUGGCAGAGCCGGAGCUUGCGAACAUGUUUAAAAUUUCAUGGUUUCCGACUAUCAUUUACAUGCCCGCUUUGGCCCCGGACGAGCUUGCCCGUUCAUUGUGCGAAGAAACACCUUCUACUCCAGAAUGCACUUCUGCUGAGCCGGCAACUGGUUUCCUUGUUCGCUGUGAUAAUGGUCUUAGUACCGGCGCGGUUCGCAUGUCCGCAUUAAGCAACUCAAAACCUUCAGUGUCAGAAGUUUUGUAUGGCCUCCCUCUGUGUUCAAGCAGUCUUUCCUCUUCUAUCAUGCAUGAAUCUUCUGUCAGUGAGGAGGAGCUAUCCUGCAUCAUUGGGAGGGGGCUUCAUCGCACUUACCCUGCAAAUGCAGCUAUAACCAUUCCUGCAAUAGUUGAAUGGAUUAACAGCAAAGGAGAGAUUUUCCCGCGAACGAAGGAUGAUGAGGAUUUUGUGAGUCGUAUUAAUGAUCUUCGCGAGGAUGAAAAGUUUCAGAAGUACCGUGAAAUGGUAUCAGCUGUGGUGAUGCUUCGUCAACUGCAAUGCAGGUCUAAUAAUAACUGUCGGGUGGCGGAGGGGGAGGCACCGGUGUUUAUUUUUAUGGGUGGUGGUAUGGCAGCAGGAAAGAGUACUGCGGCGACGGCGCUGUCGCGCAGUGCGUGGUGGGAAAAAAAUAAAGACAAUAUAGUUCUGGUAAACGCGGAUGACUUUAAGGUUGCCAUGGCUCCGUGGUCUCAAGGUGUAAAGGCCAUGCACGAAAGUAGUACGCGGGCGGCUGAGAAACUUUUGGUGAGGGCGAUCAAUCAAGGUCGCAACAUAGUCUUUGACAGCACCAUGAUGUGGCGUCCGUUCAUUCAGCAAGUCAUUGAUAUGGUUCGCCACGCACAUACGACGUUGUACCAGCAAGGAAUUGGGUACAAGGACAAUGGAGCCUUUGAAGAGUACUUCAAGCCGCUUGGGCCGCGAUCCGUGCCGCUCUCCAUGCCCUACGAAAUUCGCAUGCUUGCCAUCACUGUGGAGCCAGAGGUUGCAGUUCCACGCGGGAUUCUUCGUUUGUUUGCAACAGGAAGGGGAGUGCCAAUCCCAAUGCAACUACGCUCUUUCCGUCUCUUUUCGGAGAGCUUCGGGACAUACAUGGAGUGGGUCGAUAAAGUCACUCUUUUCAACAACAAUGUCUACGUGGAACUUAAGAAGGGCGAGUUGCCUCCCAUUCUUGCGGAGAAGACGGAGGAGGGGCUGUUUAUCCACGACGAGGAGGCCUAUGCGCUUUUUCUGCGCCAUCGGCUUCUGAAUGACGACGCAGAUAACAUCUUGGAACUCUACCCUGAUAACAAUAUCUAG
Trypanosoma conorhini is the source of this 2022-nucleotide messenger RNA. RefSeq lists its product as uncharacterized. The record is from RefSeq and is a predicted model, not a curated record. Gene Ontology annotation, molecular function: kinase activity; ATP binding. The transcript has a single exon. Bases 1 to 2022 code for a protein of 673 amino acids. Lineage: Eukaryota; Euglenozoa; Kinetoplastea; Trypanosomatida; Trypanosomatidae.